UCUGAAUUGAAAGCUUUUCUCAUUCACAUUGUAAUUGAAUUAAUUGAUCUAAAUGAUUUCGCUUUCGGAAUGAAUGAAUUAUAUAAAUAAAUCAGUUUCAUUCAUAUGAUCGAGGAUGUUUAUGAAUCCAAAUGUGAAUUGUGAGUUGUUGUCAUUUUUGUAUUGUUGUCACAAUUGCUAUGUCCCUCUCUGCUAUUGUUUCUGUGUAGUUUUAAAUUUUUAGCUUUUGUGAAUUGUGGCAAAUCCAAGGCUUAUUCUAUUUUGCUUGAAGUUGUUGUGUUCUUUUCACAAUUGUUAUGGACAUUCGGUUAUGUUUUGUUCAUAUUCUGUUAUGUUUGGAUUUUUUGCAUCAGAAAAGUAAAAAUGAAGAGUAUUAGUUCCGAGUCACUUAUAACGUGUAGAGCAUUAUUUAAGUUAAACCCUCAACUCAAAGUGUAGAGAGAGAUGUUUGGGAGAGGAGCUGUUGGAUCAUUUUUAAAGCGCAGCAAAGAAGCAUUUUUUAUUCAGAAGCUCGUAGGGAGGAACACGGCAACGGUUCCUUUCUCUCAUCCUGCCAUCGAACAACAAUCGUUCAAGUUUUUUAACCCUUCCGUUGUUUCCACCCAUUUCUUUCGUAAUUUCCGAUCUCAUCCUAUCCCGAAGGGUCAUCAUGUGCCAUUCACGAGGAACUUUUCUACGGUAGUGUCUGCUGGGGCCAAACAUGAGGAGUUGAAGCUGCUUGUGACAGGAGGUUCUCGCGCACAGAAGGCGGUUGGAAUAUGGCUAUUUGGCUCUGCUGCGUGGGUGUUUAGUAUGGUGGUACUUGGGGGUUUAACCAGACUCACUAGAUCCGGUCUUUCAAUGACUGAUUGGAAAUUCACGGGUGAGUUCCCUCCUUUGACAGAUGAAGCAUGGUUGCAGGAGUUUGAAAAAUAUCAGCAGUCACCAGAAUACAAGCGUGUUAACAAAGGGAUGAAGAUCGAAGAAUUCAAGUUCAUAUAUUGGAUGGAAUAUGGACAUCGUAUGUGGGGGAGGGCACUUGGAAUUAUGUUUGUUUUACCAUAUUCAUAUUUUCUCCAUAAGGGGUAUAUCACAUUGAGAUUAGGACUGAGACUCUCUGUUUUGUUUGGCCUGGGUGCCGGGCAGGGUCUCAUCGGCUGGUGGAUGGUUAAAAGUGGUUUAGAGGAACCACCAACUGAAUAUUCUCAGCCAAGAGUAAGCCCUUAUCGUCUCGCAGCUCACCUUACAUCAGCAUUUGCUAUUUACUGCGGUCUCUUUUGGACUGCACUUUCUGUUGUUAUGCCUGAACCACCUGCCGAAUCACUAACAUGGGUCCGUGGGGCAGCUAAAGUGAAGAGACUUGCAUUGCCCGUCAGCCUACUUGUUGGUCUUACUGCUGUCUCCGGGGCAUUUGUUGCAGGAAAUGAUGCUGGGCAUGCAUUUAAUACUUUUCCGAAGAUGGGGGAUACAUGGAUCCCAGAAGACAUUCUUGAAAUGAAACCUCUGAUUCGAAACUUCUUUGAGAAUACAUCGACUGUACAGCUCAAUCACCGGAUCCUUGCAACUGCAACUCUAAUUUCGGUGAGUGCCUUAUGGCUGUCAACAAGAAAGCUAGACAUACAUCCUGCAGUGCGAUCUGUGAUCGGAGGUGUCUUUGGCAUGGCAUCUCUACAGGUCGCCCUGGGAAUUUCGACCCUUCUUUCAUAUGUACCCGUUUCAUUGGGUACUGCGCAUCAAGCCGGAGCCUUAACACUUCUGAUGUUUAUGUUACUGCUUAAUCACACUGUUCGAAGGCCAUCUUUGUCGCUUCUCAAAUCUCUACCUCAGGUUGUCAAGGCAAACUAAUUUACAGGAGUUGAGACUAUUUUAUUUUCAGGCUAUACUUGGUAUUGAGCUCCUUGUCGUCCAUUGUCGGAAUAUUCUUUAUUUGACUUGUACAUUUGAAACCUGAAAAUUCAUGAUGAUGCAAUUGAUCUGUUAAUAAUGCCAUCUGUUUAUGCAGAAAAUUAGUGCUGUAAAUCCUUAUGCAAUUUAAAAUAAUACAUUUUCAAGGCAUAUUAGUCUAGAA
Messenger RNA from Medicago truncatula (barrel medic), 2047 nucleotides. RefSeq names its product cytochrome c oxidase assembly protein COX15. The transcript has 8 exons. The record is from RefSeq and is a predicted model, not a curated record. Gene Ontology annotation, cellular component: mitochondrial inner membrane. Bases 445 to 1824 code for a protein of 459 amino acids. Gene Ontology annotation, biological process: heme A biosynthetic process. Gene Ontology annotation, molecular function: oxidoreductase activity, acting on NAD(P)H, heme protein as acceptor. Lineage: Eukaryota; Viridiplantae; Streptophyta; Magnoliopsida; Fabales; Fabaceae.